AUGGAGACAUUCUUUGCCAAUCUCUCCAUCGCUGGGGCAGCAGGCUCCGGUGGAAAGAUUGUCACAAGAGAGCUCCCGGAGAACAGCGAACUGAUACGAACUCUCUUGUCAGCCGCCUUGAACGGAAGCUUCGGACUGCGCCUGCACAAGCACCGUGUCAUCUUCGUCGUCCGCUCCAUACUCCCCGAGCCAUCGCAUGCCCAACAGGAACAAAAACACUUCUAUCGAAUCGCCCGGAUGUCUCCACUCCUGUACGCCGCCGCUUCGUUCACCGUAGUUGAAGCCAAGCUCGACACAAGCACCAACACCAUCUUGAUCAGGGAUAAGGACAACUGGGUUGACGUGGCUAUUUGGGUCAUGUCGACUUUCCCUCGGUCUAAGGAUGAUUUCUUCGGCCUCGGAUCUCCACUGUGGUGCACCGCAUACCUGUGGGAUAACAAUGGCAAGCACUUCAAGUUCACGAAGCUCCCUGCGGAGAUGAGGAACAAGAUAUACGACGCUUGUGCCGACUUCGCAUACCCGUACUACUGGAUGCGUGACGGAGCUAGACUUCAUUCCAGCACCUGCAACAUGAAGAGGGAACUACAAGGCCAAGCGCCAAUCAUGGGCCUCUUGCUAUCCAACAAGCGGGUUUCUGGAGAGUUCAAGCACCAGAUGUUCAAGAACUUGGAAGUGCGCUUCAUGGACGCCGACCUCUUCAAGGAAUUCGCGGACCCACAGCUUAGGAUGACGACAACCAGAGUUUGGCCACCUCUUCUCUCCAGACUAUCUCUUGAGUUCUCUGUACCCCAGUGGGCCAAGCGACUCGACAUUGGCUUUCCGACGACCGCCGUCACUGGAGUCUGUAACCUAUUCUGCAAGCUGCUGGAUCAGUUGGAGAUCUCCCAUCUCAGUCUCGACAUUCCGCACAUCGAGCAUGUCGACUACAGUUCAAUGUUCGAGCCUACAGACAAAGGCUGCCACAGAGUCUUUCUCGGCAUGCUUCUGUUGCAUCUUCAGCAGCACCACAUCAAGCGCAUCCCUCACGUCGAAGUCACUGGAUGCAUUCCGGAAGAUAUGAAGGCGACGUUCCAGAAGCUUCAUAACGAAGAGCUGGUUGAGGGAGGGGUGUCAGCUGUCACGGAGUGGGAUCUCAUCGGCGAUUCGACAAAGCUCAAAUCCCAGAACCUUUCCUGGAUCCAAUACUUGAGUAGUUUCUUCAGAACCCGGCGCAGCGUCUGCAGCAUCCUAGACGGCGGCGAAGCGCAUGGAUGCGAGAAGCUCUUCUGCACAGAUCAUUUCUGUCUGUCGAAGACUGGCUUCCGCAACCCGAAUUAG
Messenger RNA from Lasiodiplodia theobromae, 1317 nucleotides. RefSeq lists its product as uncharacterized. The transcript has 3 exons. Bases 1 to 1317 code for a protein of 438 amino acids. NCBI's taxonomy places the organism in Eukaryota, Fungi, Ascomycota, Dothideomycetes, Botryosphaeriales, Botryosphaeriaceae. The record is from RefSeq and is a predicted model, not a curated record.